Messenger RNA from Caretta caretta (loggerhead turtle), 2956 nucleotides. It is a transcript of the gene MAFB, whose product is annotated as MAF bZIP transcription factor B. The record is from RefSeq and is a predicted model, not a curated record. Gene Ontology annotation, cellular component: nucleus. Gene Ontology annotation, molecular function: RNA polymerase II cis-regulatory region sequence-specific DNA binding; DNA-binding transcription factor activity, RNA polymerase II-specific. NCBI's taxonomy places the organism in Eukaryota, Metazoa, Chordata, Testudines, Cheloniidae. Gene Ontology annotation, biological process: regulation of myeloid cell differentiation; regulation of transcription by RNA polymerase II.
CAUGGCCGGCGAGCUGAGCAUCGGACCCGAGCUGCCCACCAGCCCCCUGGCCAUGGAGUACGUCAACGACUUCGACCUGAUGAAAUUCGACGUGAAGAAGGAGCCCCUGGGCAGAGCCGACCGGCCCGGCCGCCACUGCACCCGCCUGCAGCCGGCCGGCUCCGUCUCCUCCACCCCCAUCAGCACGCCCUGUAGCUCGGUGCCCUCCUCGCCCAGCUUCAGCCCCACGGAGCAGAAGACCCACCUGGAGGACCUGUACUGGAUGGCCAACAGCUACCAGCAGAUGAACCCGGAGACGCUCAGCCUCACCCCGGAGGACGCGGUGGAAGCCCUCAUCGGGUCCCACCAGAUGCCGCAGCAGCUCCAAAGCUUUGAGAGCUUCCGGGCCCACCACCACCACCACCACCACCAGCAGCAGCAGCAGCACCACCAGUACCCGGGGGUCACCCACGAGGACCUGGUCAACAGCGGCCACCCGCACCACCAUCACCACCACCACCACCACCACCACCAGGCGUCUCCCACCCCUUCCACCUCCUCCACCUCCUCCCAGCAGCUGCAGAGCGCCCACCAGCAGCCCCCUUCCUCCAACAGCGUGGAAGACAGGUUCUCGGACGAACAGCUGGUCUCCAUGUCGGUGAGGGAGCUCAACAGGCACCUGAGGGGCUUCACCAAGGACGAGGUGAUCCGCCUCAAGCAGAAGAGGAGGACGUUGAAGAACAGGGGCUAUGCCCAGUCCUGCAGGUAUAAGCGAGUCCAGCAGAAGCACCACCUGGAGAACGAGAAGACCCAGCUGAUCCAGCAGGUGGAACAGCUCAAGCAAGAGGUGACCCGGCUGGCCAGAGAAAGAGACGCCUACAAGCUCAAGUGUGAGAAACUUGCCAGCAAUGGCUUCAGGGAGGCCGGAUCCACCAGUGACAACCCAUCUUCUCCCGAGUUCUUCAUGUGAGUCCUUUAAACACAGAACCCCCCCGCCCUCCUCCCCCCGCCCCUCCGCCUCCCCGCUUCUCCCAUCCUCCUCUGACAUCUCCAUCCAUCUGCUUGCUUGAGUUGAGAGAAAGAAGGGAGAGAGGAAGAAGAGAGACUUAAUACUUGCAGCAUCCUGUCUCCUAGAUUAGCUGUGAAAAGCAGGCUAGGGGGGAGGUGGGAGAGAAAGAUGUGCAACUUUUUAUCUUUAGUUCGCCAGCUAAAGAAAGAAACAGAAGAAAGGAAGGACACGUCAAGCGUUUUUAUAGAUCGCUUGCUUUCAGAACUGUGUGGGCUCGUUGUGGUUUGUUUGUUUUUUUUAAAAAGGGACAAUGAGCAAGCGAUCGAUCACAUAUUACCUGUUUGGGAGUAAAGGAAAGAAGACUCACGCAGCAGCAUCUCCUGCACAUGCUACCUGCUUGGGAAGGAGAAUAAGGGAAGGACAAUAUAUGCAAACCCUUCAUACAUUGCCUGCUUUGAGAAGUAGUUACGGGACUCAGAUGGGACAUUCAGUACGAGACAAGAAAAAAACAUCAGUUUUAUUGCCUGCUUGAUUAUAUAGAAAAAAAUACGAAAAUCUGCAUUAAAAAUAUUAAUCCUGCAUGCUGGACAUGUAUGGUAAUAAUUUCUAUUUUGUACCAUUUUCUUGUUUAACUUUAGCAUGUUGAUCAUCGUUCAUAGCUUUGUUUCAUUGAUAAGAAAAGCAUCACACGUUAUCAACUUUUUACUGCUUGUGCAGUUUUUGUUGGGGUUUUUUGUUUGUUUGGGGUUUUUUGUUUUGUGUUUUGUUAUAGUUGUUAGCUUGUAAAUAUCUGCCACAUCACACGGCACAGGAAGACAAAAUAACAUUUCAUCAGGCUGGUUAUAUGGUUUGUUAUUAAAGUAAAGAGAUAAUAAAAAACGUUAUGGGCAUUUUGCAUUUGCAUUCAGAAAACAACUUUGUAUAUUUGGUGCACUUUUAAGUUGUAAUUUUUUCUUUAGUUUUCAUUUUGGUUUUUGUUUGUUGGGGCAGAAUAAAAGCAACUCGAUUGCACUGACACACCUGGCCGUCAUAAUAGUGAAAAGGGCCAGCAGACAAGCAGCUACAUCCUACUCCACAAUUUAAGUGGCAGUGACCCUAUUAUUUUGACGUCAGGACAGUUCUCAGACAGCAGUGCUCAUAGCUUUGGCCAUAUUUUUCUCUGAUUUAUUAUACACUCAGGAAACAAAGAAUUUACAAUGUGUUUUAUUUUAAGAAACAAUUGAUGCUUGAUUUCCAAAACACAGGAUGACAUGAGUCAGUUGCAAUCGCUGUAGGCAGAACAGUAUACAACGACAUGUUCCAGUUCUGAUUUCAGUUAGGUUUAUCAAUGGCAACAGAAGAUGAAAGGGCUUGGAAUGUAUAGAAAACUGAAACGUUUUUUAAAGAGACAUACUGCAACUUAAGUGUAUUAUUUUGCAAUGAUUUUUAAUCUGCUUCUCUGUUUCCCCAUGCAGCAAAAGUUUUAGCCAAAUUUCUUUGCAGUUGUGUAGUAGUAGUUUGGAGUGUUAUGGGUGUUACUUUUUUUCCUCCUGCAGGUCAGAAAAAGGAUUUUACGUUGCACUGACAAAAAUACCAAAAUGAAAACUUAUUUUAGUUUCCUUUUAGGAUUGCUGGCACUGCUGGCCAGAUGCAUUUUAAGUUUGUAUUAGUUUAUAAAUUAACAGUAAUAACAAGAUUGUAAUGAACAGCAUGGUGCUUGCAGUUUUAAAUAUUGUGGAUAUUAGUCAUGCAUCAGAAAACGAUCUUUGGUUUUUACUGAUUCAACUGUGUUGAAAUCAAAACAUUGCAGCAGCGAAAAAAAUUGUUUUUAUUUCAUGUAAAGUUCUGAAGGGAUCAAUUUCAAAUCCUGCUUAUGAUAUGAAAAAUAUUAAAAAAAACCUGGUCUAUUGUAGUUUUAUUCAGACUGGUUUCUGUUUUUGGUUAUUAAAAUUGUUUCCUAUUUUGCUUAUUAAAAUAAUUGAAAUGGCA